AGGCUUCUACAUCUUUUUUUGAUGGUGAUGAGACAUGAUUGGUGCAAUUCUGUUCACAACACUCGCGAUCAUCCUGUGGAUGGUGUACGCCUACAAAUCGUGUUUGAACUGGCGAACUGCGGCGAAUUUGCCUCCGGGGCCGCCCGGAAGUCGGGCAUUCGUGGGCCACUAUUUCCUGUUCAAUUCGACUGCCCAAGUGCCCGUGAAGAAGCUUGCGGCAUUCGCUGCUGACUUGGGAUCCGUUUUCACGCUCAAGAUGGGUUUUAGGAACCUGGUUGUGGUGAACGAUUUCAAUUCUGCCGUGUUGGUCUGCAAGGGCCAUGAUUUCCAUGACAAGCCCUUCUCGAUGCUCAAGUUCCUGCACAGGAACCGAGGAAUGGUGAAUGCAGAAGGUGAUACCUGGUACACAAACAAGAAAUUUUGCGCAAAAACGCUAAAGGAGCAAGGCUUUGGUGGACGUUACUCCGAACAAAUCUGUUCUUUAGAAGCCAAGGACUAUCUAGAACAUUUGAAGACGUGUUGUAACAAGCCGUACGAUUUCACCCGUGAUCUUUACGAAGCAGUCUCAAACGUCGUUGGAACAUUCCUGAUUGGACCGAUUUACAAGGCCAAAAAUCUGAAGGCGAAUGUGCCGGAGCUCGGACAAAUUUUGGCAGUUUUCAACCAGGCUGAUCCAAGGGGAGCAGCUCCUGAACUACAGCUAUUGAGCUUAUUGUCAGCAAGCACAAGGCUGCCCAAGCUGCUGAUGGCAUACAUCAAGCUCAAGACUUUUGUCAAUCAGUUGAUUGAAGAAGCCCGGGCUGCCAGGAAAGAUGGAGAAGAUGCUUGUGGGGUUCUCGGGGCUUACAUUGGCGAAAAAGAAAGGAUAAUGAAAUCCAGACCGAAUUCUGCGAAUUUCUUCAACUGUUGCAAAAUGUUCUGCCAGGAUGCGAGCAAGGAAGAUCCAGUGCACAAUGGCAGCACGGAGGACUCGGUUCUGGCAGAUGAGAAUCAGAUGAAAACGGUGGCAUCAGACAUUCUGAUUGGCGGUGUGGACACUAUGACGUCAGCCCUCAGCUGGAUCAUUUACUCUCUUUGCAAAUACCCUGAAAUGCAAAAGCGGAUUGCGAAUGAAGUUGAGGCUGAAAUUGGUUCAAAAAUUCAGCCAAGUUUCAGCGACAGAAACAGCAUGAAUUUCACAAGAGCUUUCUUAUAUGAAGUUGCAAGAAUGUAUCCAGCCAUUGCUGCUCAAACUGUUUGCAGCAACAAGUCGGAUCACGAUUUUUGUUUCUCAGAUGGAAUUAGUAUACCCAAGGGUACACCAGUGUACAUCAACAUUUGGGCAGCACUGCGAGAUCCACAAAUGUGGAAAGAUCCAAAUGUUUUCCAUCCGGAACGUUUUCUUGACUCAGAAAUGAAAUUCAAGAAACCUGGACAUCCCUACAACCCUUUUGGAUUUGGAAAACGGAUGUGUCUCGGAGAACCGCUGGUCAUGCAGAUGAUGUUCAUUUUCACGACCUCUCUCUUGCAAGAAUUCAAAGUGUCGUUCGCCGACGAUAAUGACACCCCUGCUUUGCAACCAGACGACGAGGAGGGAGAGAUGGGCGUUAGUUAUUUCCCACGUCCGUUUCACAUUGUCUUGUGCAAACAUCCCACGAUCUGACAAAAACCAGGGGAUAUGUCGUGGACAGACGACAACCUCAAAUGGCCAGUGCGGACGCUGCAAGAUUCAUCAUAAAAAGAAAAGGCUCUCAAGGUUGCAAAUAACAAUGGGAACUGAGCUGUGACUCCAAGGACGAAAAAAUUUGAUCGAGAGAGAAGUUGUUCACGUUCAAGUAGCUCUAAUACACUGUACUAAUAUUUGAAUAUUAUUCUUGAAUAUUUUUUGAUGGCAUCGC
This is a messenger RNA of Notodromas monacha, 1877 nucleotides long. The record is from the annotation of a GenBank genome assembly. Lineage: Eukaryota; Metazoa; Arthropoda; Ostracoda; Podocopida; Cyprididae.